AUGGCAACUAUAGAAUCCUCGCCUCUUAAAUCAAACCUCAAGAGCGUAACACCACCCAUAAAUUCCUCAACGCAUAUCUAUGCUCUUAUCAAUUACAAGGACACCUAUGUACAGCCAUUGCUACUCAUCGCGCUCCAAAAAUGUUUACCUAAAUUUAGCUAUACGCUUAUCAAGAGCCAGUCAGAAUUACCAAGCCAAGCAGUAAAUUAUCUGCAUAUUGGCACCUAUGAAGACCUACCCUUCGAAUAUAUCAUGUCCCAUGUGACAACGUCCUUAACGAAUGCCUACAUCAUCCGCAAAGCUCUGAUUCGAAAGCACUAUCUCAGUACGACUGCACACAAUUGGAUCACCAAAUAUCCUACUUCAAUUUUGAAAACAAACAUUAAAGUCUCAUGCGAAUUUGAACUUGACUAUCCGGAAUUUCUUGAUGACGCACUAGUAGAGGCAUGGGAAUUACAACAAUCUUUUAAAAAUAAUAUGGGAAAAAAUGCAGCUGAUAAAGAGUGGUGGAUUCUUAAACCUGGUAUGAGUGAUCGCGGGCAUGGCAUCCGUCUUUUCUCCACCCAGACAGAGCUUCAGGCUAUAUUCGAGGAGUGGGAAGCUCUACGAUCUGACUCUGAGGAUGAGUCAGGGAAUGAUGAGUUGUGCCUCAACACUUCAAGCAACUUAAAUCAUGAGGACAGUAAUAAACUUAUCACUUCUGAUUUGCGACAUUUUGUAGCUCAGCUUUACAUUAGUCAUCCGUUUUUGCUGAGAGAAAACCCCAGAAAAUUCCACAUCAGGACAUAUGUUCUAGCUACUGGAGGCCUUAAAGUAUACGUAUACCAUGAAAUGCUCGCUCUAUUUUCACCGUUGCAAUACACUCCACCUUGGGAUGAUUUAUCCUCGGGUGAUAUCUCAGCGCAUCUGACCAACACUUGCCUUCAGACUGGUAACCACGAUGGGUCCGUUCAGCUUCUAGCCUCCCUCGAUCUUCCUGCUGCACUCAAAACCAGUAUCUAUAACCAAAUUGAUCAUAUUAGCGGGGAAAUAUUCGAAGCGGCAGCGAGAGGUAUGCUAGUACAUUUUCAAACGCUUCCAAACGUAUUCGAGGUUUUUGGCCUUGACUUUCUAGUGGAUGAGGCUGGUACGACAUGGCUACUCGAGGUUAACGCAUUCCCAGACUUUCAACAAACAGGCCACGAGCUACAAGAAGUUGUGAGUGGUCUAUGGGAAGCUGUAGUUGCUACUGCUGUAGUUGAAUUUUUCGGCAUUACUCAAAAUUCUUCCUGCAAACUAGCCCGAGAGAAAAUGAGACUGGUAAAAGACCUAAAACUACGUGGUUAA
This is a messenger RNA of Blumeria graminis f. sp. triticale, 1326 nucleotides long. The record is from the annotation of a GenBank genome assembly. NCBI's taxonomy places the organism in Eukaryota, Fungi, Ascomycota, Leotiomycetes, Helotiales, Erysiphaceae.